CUUACCGUUUUCUGUAUUUUACAGGGCAGCAGCUGCCGGGGCACCAUUUCACGUUACCGAGCGUGCUACCGGUAAACGAUACCUUGCCCAAUUACGUUCUUUGGAUGAGAACUUGGCUCGAAAUAUUGAAAUGCAUAACAGAUUAGAUCAUCCCAAUAUUAUACAGCUUCAUCAAACUGUAAUGGAUCAAGGCAUUGCAGUACUCGUUUAUGAAAAGUAA
This is a messenger RNA of Thelazia callipaeda (thelaziosis nematode), 220 nucleotides long. The record is from the annotation of a GenBank genome assembly. Lineage: Eukaryota; Metazoa; Nematoda; Chromadorea; Rhabditida; Thelaziidae.